Molecule: messenger RNA, 999 nt
Organism: Fusarium musae
Lineage: Eukaryota; Fungi; Ascomycota; Sordariomycetes; Hypocreales; Nectriaceae
Gene: MIC33
Product: putative mitochondrial 2-oxoglutarate/malate carrier protein
Exons: 2
Coding region: 1-999 (332 amino acids)
Biological process (GO): transmembrane transport
Molecular function (GO): oxoglutarate:malate antiporter activity
Source: RefSeq, a predicted model, not a curated record
AUGAGCCAGUCACUUAAGCAAGCAGCUGAAUCAGCUCGCUCAAAGACCAGCGAUGUGCUGGGAGCUGCUCGAGGUGACUCGGCCGCUAUUGCCAAUGACAUCCUUCACACUCCUCUCAUGAGGGCCGCCCUUCCCUUCAUCAACGGCGGUAUCAGCGGUAUGGUGGCCACGACCGUCAUCCAGCCUGUCGACAUGGUCAAGGUCCGCAUCCAACUCGCUGGCGAGGGAACUGCUUCUGGCCCUAAGCCUUCUCCCCUCUCCGUCACUCGACAGAUUAUCGCCAGUGGAAAAGUCCUUGACCUAUACACUGGUCUCUCGGCUGGUCUUUUGCGCCAGGCCGUCUACACCACGGCCCGCUUGGGCAUGUUCGACACGCUCAUGGGAAACCUGUCCGCCCGAGCCAAAGCUGAUGGCCGCUCAGUCGGUUUCUCAGAACGAGCAACUGCUGGUCUCACUGCCGGUGGUAUCGCUGCCAUGAUUGGUAACCCUGCCGAUCUCGCCCUCAUCCGAAUGCAGAGUGACGGCCUCAAGCCCCUUGCUGAGCGAAAGAACUACAAGUCUGUCAUUGAUGCGCUCACCAGCAUCGCCAAGAGCGAAGGUGUCGGUGCUCUCUGGGCCGGUGCUGCUCCCACAGUCGCACGAGCCAUGGCUCUCAACUUUGGUCAGCUGGCUUUCUUCAGUGAAGCCAAGGUCCAGCUCAAGAACAACACCGAUCUCUCCGCCCGCACCCAGACUCUCACUGCCAGCGCCAUUGCUGGUUUCUUCGCCUCCUUCUUCUCGUUGCCCUUCGACUUUGUCAAGACACGUCUCCAGAAGCAAUCCAAGGGACCUGACGGCAAGCUGCCCUACCGCAGCAUGAUGGACUGCUUCUCCAAGGUUGCUAAGCAAGAGGGUCUCGGCCGCUUUUACCGUGGUUUCGGUACAUACUACGUCCGUAUCGCUCCUCACGCUAUGGUGACAUUGAUCGUUGCUGAUUACCUUGGCUGGAUCACCAAAUAA